AUGUUGCUGGGCUACUGCCUGGUGCAGUGCUCCGCCCACGGCGACGGCACCUACGGAGGAUCUCCGCACACCGCUAUCCUCGGCGACGGCAGCAGCGGCAGCAGCUUCCGCUUCGAAAGCUCCAGCAGCAGCGGCGGGGGACGUCUAGGAGGAGGUCUGGUAGGAGGAGCUGGAGGAGGUCUGGGAGGAGGUGCGGGAGGAGGUGCGGGAGGAGCUGGCGGAGAGAGAUUCGAAGGAGGAGGUCGGCAAGAAGGAAGAAUCACGGUGACGAAGGAGACGAGGGCGACUGGAGGGCUCGGCGGCUCCUCAGAUGGAAGCUUCCAGUCUUUCAGAAGCAGCAGCAGUAGCAGUAGUGGCGGCGGGGUGGCAGGUGGAUCCAACGAUAGAGUCAGCCAGGCUAAUGCUGCCAUCACAGCUGGCGAGGGGUCAUCAGGUGAAAGUGUCGCCAGGCAAAGCGGAACUAGUGGAUUCAGCCAGGGAGGAUUUGACAGUGGAUUUGGACAAGGUGGAAUUGACAGUGGAUUCAGCCAGGGUGGAAUUGAAAGUGAAUUUGAACAGGGAGGAAUUGAAACUAGAUUCGGACAGGGAGGAAUUGACGGUGGAUUCAGCCAGGGUGGAAUUGACAGUGAAUUCGGACAGGGUGGAAUUGACAGUGGAUUCCGCCAGGGUGGAUUUGAAAGUAAAUUUAAACAGGGAGGAAUUGAAACUAGAUUCGGACAGGGAGGAAUUGACAGUGGAUUCAGCCAGGGUGGAAUUGACAGUGAAUUCGGACAGGGUGGAAUUGACAGUGGAUUCCGCCAGGGUGGAUUUGAAAGUGCUCUCGGCAUACUGCGCCUGUCGCGUGACCGUACGGCGGAAGGCUCGCACUGUGGAGCCGCUGAAGCUCAUGCACCCGUACCGUACUCUACAUUCUAUUUCUUCUCAGGCUUCGGAGGACACAAGUCGACGUCAACUCAACUUCGAAUACGUCAAGCGCGCGCUUCGGCUACGACAACUUCGGAACAGGGAGGAAUUGAAACUAGAUUCGGACAGGGAGGAAUUGAAACUAGAUUCGGACAGGGAGGAAUUGAAACUAGAUUCGGACAGGGAGGAAUUGACGGUGGAUUCAACCAGGGAAGAAUUGGCGGUGGAUUCAACCAGGGAGGAAUUGACGGUGGAUUCAAACAAGGAGGAAUUGAAACUAGAUUCGGCCAUGUAGAAGUCGGUCCUCUCCGCGCGACCUUCAAUAAAGCUGCGACAACCUCGAGCGACGGUGGCGCCGUGCAGGGUGAGGCGGAAAACAUUGGCCAGGCAGGAGCCGAGCGUGUCUCCGUAACCAGAACCACCCAUACCACAAGCGGUGCAGGCAACGUUAGAGGUUCCACUGGCAGGACUUCUCUGGGAGAGUCCACCGAAGGUUUCAACCAGGGAGAAAUCACUGUGGGUCAGCGUGGGUCUACUGGUGGUUUUGACCAAAGAGCAGCUGGUGGAGCUAUCGUCACCAGAACGCACACCACAGAGGAGAGCAACGUCCAGGAUGUUGGACAGAGACCACAGGUGGAGGCAACAUCCGUUCUACGGAAGGUGUCAGCCAGGGAGUAUCGACCGGAGGAUUUGGCCAAGAAGGAGGCGCUGGGACAACCACCACCAGAACCAGCACCACAGGUGGAGGCAACCUCAGAGUGUCUACCGGAGGUUUCAACCAGAGACCAUCAACAGGGGGAUUUGGCCAACAGGAAGGCGCGAGGACAACCGUCACCAGAACCAGUACCACAAGUGGAGGCAACCUCAGAGAGUCUACCGGAGGUUUCAACCAGAGACCAUCAACUGGAGGAUUUAGACAGGGAGGAACUGGAGCAACUACCAUCACGAAAUCGACUACCACAGGAGAAGGUAACAACGCCCAACGUACUACUGGUGGAUUCGGUCAGGGUGGUUUUACUGGAGGAUCAACCAUCACCAACACCAUACGCCUUAACAACGCCCAGCGUACUACUGGAGGAUUCGGUCAGGGUGGUUCUACUGAAAGAGCAACCACCACCAACACCGUACGCCUUAACAACGCCCAGCGUACUACUGGAGGAUUCGGUCAGGGUGGUUCUACUGAAGGAGCAACCACCACCAACACCGUACGCCUUAACAACGCCCAGCGUACUACUGGAGGAUUCGGUCAGGGUGGUUCUACUGAAGGAGCAACCACCACCAACACCGUACGCCUUAACAACGCCCAGCGUACUACUGGAGGAUUCGGUCAGGGUGGUUCUACUGAAGGAGCAACCACCACCAACACCGUACGCCUUAACAACGCCCAGCCUGAAGCUCAUGCACCACCCGUACCGUACUCUACAUUCCUAUUUCCUUUCUCAAGGCUUCGGAGGAGACAACAAAGUCGACGUCAACAACUUCGACAACGUCAACGCCCGCGCCUUCGGCUACGACAACUUCGGCAACAGGUACAUCAACGUCGAGGCUUUCGACUUCAACGGAUGGAGGAACGCCGCCCAAGCCGCCGCUCCCCGUGAAGCAAUCAACGCCGCACAGACCGAGCAGAUCGUUAUCGGCCGUCGAUUCCGUAGCGGCUACGCCCGUCAGACGGAGACCAGCGGCGCCUCCAGGGAGGGAAGCGGAAGCGGGACCUCCGGCAUCGAGUUGUCUGCCACCCGCACCGCCAGCCAGGACGCCACCCAGCAGUUCACGCAGGAGGCUAGCGGAGAAGGCAGCACCAGUCAGGGAGCCGCGUACGGAUUCGAGAGGAACAACAAGGGAGAGAUCCGCUUUGUUCCCGUCGCUGUGGAUUCCCUGCCGGUCCACUCCGGACCCCGCAGUCAGCUGCCGGCCAGCGCCCGCAACUAA
This is a messenger RNA of Priapulus caudatus, 2832 nucleotides long. RefSeq lists its product as uncharacterized. The transcript has 6 exons. NCBI's taxonomy places the organism in Eukaryota, Metazoa, Priapulida, Priapulimorpha, Priapulimorphida, Priapulidae. Bases 1 to 2832 code for a protein of 943 amino acids. The record is from RefSeq and is a predicted model, not a curated record.